Drosophila virilis is the source of this 1367-nucleotide messenger RNA. RefSeq names its product 52 kDa repressor of the inhibitor of the protein kinase. Gene Ontology annotation, molecular function: sequence-specific DNA binding. The record is from RefSeq and is a predicted model, not a curated record. NCBI's taxonomy places the organism in Eukaryota, Metazoa, Arthropoda, Insecta, Diptera, Drosophilidae.
GACUUUACGCACUGUACAACACUGUUUGUUUUGUGUGACGUCAAUUUUGCUCCGUUUAAGUUGAUUUUGAAAUUUUGAAAAACUUCGUUUUGCCCACAAAUGUUUUGCGCUGUGGAAGAUUGCGCAAACCCAAAAUCGAAAAAUCGCUACUUUCCAUUUCCAAAAGAUGCCAAGCUAUGUGAAAAGUGGACGCUUUUCUGCCGGCGCACCGAUACGAUAAAUACCAAGCUGGAGAAGAUCUGUGUGAAGCACUUCCAGGCGGACGACUUUGAAAGAGAUUUGCCCUACGAGCUGGGCGUAUACAGCAAGCCACGCCCAUUAAAACUAAAGCCGAACUCGGUGCCCAGCGUACAUAACGAGCAGGAGGCGGAGUACCUAGAGAUCGGUUACGUUGAGGAGCAGAAAGCGUUUAGCCAUGGCCUAGAAUUGAAGAAAUCGCGCCAAGCAAGAACUGUGGCACAACGUAAACAAGUUGUGGAUGCGCUUAUAACGGAAUAUGAUGAACUGCAGCAUCAGCUGGAGCAUGAUGAGGAGGACGAUCUGGAAGAGGAGGUUGUGCAGGUGGUGGUCGACGCCGAGGCCUAUCUCACAGCUCUAGAGAGCGAAAACACAAAUCUGAGGCGUGAGAACUUUAAAAUGAAGCUUGCCGCAGCAAAAGAUGCGGCAACAAUAGACAAGCUGCAAAAGCAACUGGACAAAUGCAAGGAGCGCCAUAACGAAUUGCUGGACAAUCUAAGUAGCACCUGCUCCAAGGCACAAAUCCAGAAACUGCAAAGCGGCAAACGCGUUGUCUGCCCAAAGCGAAAUCUGCGCGACUCCCGUCUGCUCUAUGCAGCCAGUCCAAGUGCCUACCAAAGAAACUAUUCCUUGCCCUCCAGGAGAACGCUGCAGCAUUGGGAGGCCAUGCAGCGUGUUCGGCAGCACAGCUGCAACGGCACGCCAGCUCAAAUCGAGCAGCAGCUGCAACAGCAGAACACCUGCCAGCCAAUACAAGUUGUAGACAUAACGCAUAUGGAUCAUAACUAUGUUAACAAUACAAUGGCAGAGCUUUAAUUAUGUGUGGCAUUAUUAUAGUAGCAUAUUUAUAAGUUAAACAUUUGAUUAGCGACCGUAUUUAUGUGCUUAUGAUUAUGAUUUAUAAUUAGUUAAUGCGAUUAAGAACCUUUGAUUUUGAUUAACUAAACACAAAUUAAAAUUUGUCAGUUGAUUAUAAGAAAUAGUUUUUAGAAAACAAUCCGUACAUUUGAUUUUGAUAAUAAUGCAUUUAUUUAAAGAAUAUUAAUUUGAACUAAAACUAAAAAUUUAUACUGUGCCGCACAAACGCAGACCAUAUAUAAUAAACUUGGCAAUUGGACUAUUCCCACGUA